Molecule: messenger RNA, 375 nt
Organism: Vicia faba (fava bean)
Lineage: Eukaryota; Viridiplantae; Streptophyta; Magnoliopsida; Fabales; Fabaceae
Source: the annotation of a GenBank genome assembly
AUGAGCGAUUCAUCCAACCUCAAAUCUGAAGCCAUUAUCGAGUUGAUGAAGCAACAUUUCAGCACCGAUGCUGGCAAAGAACUCGUCAAGAAAAUUGGACUUGUUUAUCAGUUUCAAAUUGCCCCUAAGAAAAUUGGAAUCGAUGAAGUUGUGUAUACUGUUGAUCUCAAGAAAGGAGAGGUUACCAAAGGGGCAUAUGAAGGUGGAAAGCCAGACGCAACUUUUUCAUUUAAAGAUGAAGACUUCGUUAAGCUUGCAUUAGGAAAGCUGAAUCCUCAGAUUGCUUUCAUGAGGGGUGCCAUGAAGAUUAAGGGAAGUUUGAGUGCUGCUCAGAAAUUUACUCCUGAUAUCUUCCCAAAACCUUCCAAGUUGUGA